AUGCUCGCCCGAACCCUCACCGGCCGCCUCCUCCGCCCCCGCUUCUCGCCGUCGCUCGCUGCCCUCCGCGGCUACUCGUCCCGCGCUUCAGCCUCGGUCGCCGCCACGGACAUCGCCAUCGACGACGACACGCCGCGGCCCGCGGCCCCCGUCGGUGUCGGCGUCGGCGGCGCCGCCAUCGCCGCCACGCUGCCCACCGUCCUGCAGCCGCGCGUGCUCAUCUACGACGGCGUCUGCCACCUCUGCCACCGCGGGGUGAAAUGGGUGUUCAAGGCAGACAAGCACGCCAAGAUCAGGUUCUGCUGCCUGCAGUCCAAGGCCGCGGAGCCGUACCUGCGGCUGGUCGGCAUGGACCGGGAGGACGUGCUGCGCCGCGUGCUCUUCAUCGAGGGGCCUGAGGCCUACUACGACGGCUCCACAGCUGCGCUGAAAGUUGCAUCAUACCUGCCUCUUCCCUACUCGGUGUUGAGCUCCUUGCUGAUCAUCCCCAUACCACUACGUGAUGCAGCCUAUGACUACAUUGCAAAGAAUCGGUACGAUUGGUUUGGCAAAGGUGAUGAAUGCCUAGUCACCAAGGACCAGGAGCUUCUCGAGCGUUUCAUCGACAGGGAGGAAAUGCUUGGUGGUGGUCCCAGCAAUAGCUCUUAUUGAUCACAGCUUUUGCUGUCAAUGUUUGCUUCUCAGUUCGUGCGGUAGGCAUAGGCAAAGAAAACAAUGUAAGUAAUCUUCCCAUCUAUGUAGGUGAUUAUGAUUAGUUCUAAAAGAAGCCUGGAACUUCAGCUCCGCUCUCAGUCACUGACAGUGGCUGGGAUGCAGCAUAUAUGGCAACAUCUAUCAGAUGGUUUCCAACUUUGCGUGCUAACUUUAGAUGGUUAACGUCCAGAGGGAGAGGAGAGUUUUGGAUUUUGGAUUAUUAUCUGGCGGUACAUCAGGCUUUGAAUGCCCCAACUUGUAAGUUCCUCGAGAUGUAUUUGUGGUAUUUCGCUGGAACUUUGGA
Molecule: messenger RNA, 997 nt
Organism: Lolium rigidum
Lineage: Eukaryota; Viridiplantae; Streptophyta; Magnoliopsida; Poales; Poaceae
Exons: 3
Coding region: 1-651 (216 amino acids)
Molecular function (GO): protein-disulfide reductase activity
Source: RefSeq, a predicted model, not a curated record